Gymnodraco acuticeps is the source of this 2960-nucleotide messenger RNA. RefSeq lists its product as uncharacterized. NCBI's taxonomy places the organism in Eukaryota, Metazoa, Chordata, Actinopteri, Perciformes, Bathydraconidae. The record is from RefSeq and is a predicted model, not a curated record. Bases 170 to 1537 code for a protein of 455 amino acids. The transcript is spliced from 8 exons.
CUGUGGGUGUGCUGAGCCCCCUCCCCCGGCCUGAAAACCUACUAAAAACGAGUACGGGGUUUGUGGUCUGUCUCACAGCGAAUAUAUUGAGGUGUUUGCAGCCAGUUGAAUAAUAAUGACUGGCUCCGACCUACACUGAACACGGCUGAGGUGUUUCUCACUGAAGACGAUGAUAGUGUUGUUAUUGCUGGGUGCCUUUGUUUGUAUGGGCCUGGCAGAGCAGCGUUAUGACGUAGAGUAUGGAGACUCUCUGAACUUACGGGUUCCCAGAAAGCCCAAGUCCUUUGAGUUCACUCGCAAGUUCAGCUCAAAUGUGACCAUCUUGUGGAAAUGGGGUGAACCGUUGACCUCGUUGGACGGAAGGCGGAAAUACACGGGUAUCUUCUUUGAGAUGUAUAAUUUAACUCAGAAAGACAUGGGCCACUAUAGGUUCAGAGGCAAAGAACAGAAUGAACUGUCAACCUACACAAUUGAGGUAAAAGCAAAAACAAAGUCCUUUCAAAAGAGUCCUGGUAAACACCUCCGAUUCUCUGCUAAACUGGAACCAAGCUUCUGCAACGUUUACUUCUUCCCAGAAGGCACACUCAGGUGGAGGAUGUCGGAGGUUGCGAUUGUCCGUCGAGGCAAGCUGCAGAGGCAUUUGGAUGCACUUGGGCUUGUAGGGUUUGAUCUGAAUGAGCCAUGUGGGAUUUACAUUGAGGCCAUACAGAACACAUACAGGGGACGCUAUGAGAUCAGGGAUGAGAAUAAUGACACAGCCUUAGAGGUGUAUCUGCAUGUAGCUGACCCAACCAUUAGGACCUCUGAACUGAAGGCUGGUGCACAACUCAGCUUCAAUUUUGAUCUGGAACCAAACGACUGCAACAUUCACUUCUUCGGAGAGCCAUCGUUUGAUAUAGUUCUUCAUGGCAAGCUGCAAAGGCAUUUGUAUGAAAAUGAUUGCAUAGGAUUUGAACUGAUAAAGCCAUGUGGGAUUUUAAAGGAAGACCUCCAGAUGUCUUGCCAGGGACGCUAUGAGAUCAGGGAUCAGGAUGGCGACACGGCCUUAGUGAUGAUACUAGAAAUGGAGGCACCGCCUGCUGAGCAUUCGGCUAUUGGUAUUAGUAUAGGUGUUUUCUUCUCCUCACUUUUUGUGUGUGUCGUGAGGCGCUGCUGCUGUAAAGGCAGCUCCUCCAAAAACAAGACAUCUGAGCCUGAAGCUGCUGAGCCUGAUGUGCCAUACGAAGAGUACGACCUUGAGCCUGUUCGACUGCAGCCAGAUCAAGUCAGCGAGCCCUCCGGGACCCCUUACCGCUCUCAGCCUCCUCUUACGCCCACCGACCCGCUGAUACACAAUCAUCCUUCUGUGGAGAUGCCACCAACAUAUUCUGAGAUUUUUCCUGCAUCAGGGCAAACAGACGCUCCAACUUUCCCCGUCCACUCUGACCCUGAGCCGCGGUUCGAGGUGAAGGGGAUGACCUUUCCCUCCGCUCCCCCACUCAGUUCAGACUCAACUAUCUCUGCUGUUUAUACCUCGAGUAAACUCAACUUCCUCUGAGAGCCUUGAUUUUGAAAGAUACACUCAAAUGUGUAAGCUCAUUCAUAUUAUGGCAAAGGUUUUGGGAAAUAUUUAUAUUCAUCAGAGGCUUCCUGGACUCUCAGCUAGAAACUGGUCCCAGCCAAGUCCUGUCCAUAAACAACACAGUCUCACGGCAUUUCGUGUUAUAGUCACGAAAUUAAACUAUUGAUUCGUGUUCACCAACAAGAUUUUGCCAUUUUUUUCAAAAGCAAUGUAAAUAAUAACAAAUUAGAAGGAAAAAAAGAUGACAAAAAAUACAAAUUUCAGUAUUCUGAGGCUCUGAGCCCCAUUUAUUUUCCUCGCGGACGGCAAAACAACUCAGAUAUUAUACAAUUUAAAAUAAAAGGGAUAGGGUUAGGCUUAGGGUAAGAUAUUGAGUAAGAAAAUGUUUUUAUGAACCACUCAGCUUCUGGUCUUCCAAGACCCGACCGGACAAAAAGACGUGGUGCAGGCACGAAACAUACUACCAAUAGAAAUACAUUUCUUUUAAAAUCGUUCUAUGUGACACGAAAAAAGGGGAAAAUCGUGUUGGUGAACACGAAUCAAUAGAUUAAAUUAAUUUCGUGACUAUAGCAUUUUAGACAACGCAACCCAGCUAGGCUAGGCUGGCUAGGCUAACCUGCUGCUGGCUGUUAUUUUAGUUUUACAGACCAGAACAUAUGACUUUGUGCCUGAGGAUCACACAUUCCAUACCAAAAGGGAACUUUUACAAUGAUAAAUCUCUCUUUCCUACCUCACUUCAAGGGUGACACUCAAGUAGCUCAUUUGUUUCUCCUAUUUUUGAAUAAAUAGCUUUAAAGUGUCAGGGAUGAACCAUUUACUGCAGCUUAACUGAAUAUGUGUAGGUAGAAAGCAUUCCUAAAGUAGCCUUAAUUGAUGCAAAGCUCUCUGUAUUUACUCCAAUGUGAAUGCUCAGGUUCAUAUGUGCAUUGUGUGCCUCUCUUAGAACAUGUUUACAUGUUUUAAUGUUCAAAAGUGCUUUAUUUUUUCUGAUACUGCCUUUUUUCAUCUUCUGUCUGAAACCAGAGCCCAGUCUUCUCUGAUUGGUUAGCCAUUUACAUGCACACAAACCUAUAAAACACACUCCAGGAAAGGCAUAAUAGGGCCUCUUUAAAAGUUGAAAAGUCCUCAUGUUACUUGAGUUAUUUGGACAUUUGCUUGGCACUCUGCAUGUAAUUCAGCUUGAGUGCAUUUAAAACGUUCAUUUAUUAUACAGUGAAGCGUAUAUGUGAAUUAAAUUAACUUCUGAAGGAGCUGUAGAUGUUUAUGUCUAUUGAUAUGUACUAACCACUGUAUUUCAUUGUCUUAGGGCAAGUCUCAAACACAUACACAGAUUGAAAUGUGCUAAUGUAUAUUAUGUGUCUUGUAAAGUGAUUGUUUGAUAGUAAAAUCACAAGCACCA